Necator americanus (New World hookworm) is the source of this 897-nucleotide messenger RNA. RefSeq lists its product as uncharacterized. Bases 1 to 897 code for a protein of 298 amino acids. The record is from RefSeq and is a predicted model, not a curated record. The transcript has 6 exons. Lineage: Eukaryota; Metazoa; Nematoda; Chromadorea; Rhabditida; Ancylostomatidae.
AUGGAGUCAUCUUUAUCUACAUCGGGAAAUGAAUUCCCACCAAUUGCUCGUCGAUUCAUUCUCAACAAGAAGUCUUGUUCAACCGCCGGAACGAGUACGGUUUCUAUAUCUCAGGAUUUCGACGAUACAAAACCACCUACUGAAGAGAGGGUAUUUUCUGCAUCACGAAGCAACGCUGAAGCUGUUGAUGAUAAACAAAUAGUUGGUUCCACCGCAGCCCUUGUUAGCCGUGUGUUGUGCCCUCAGCCUGCGGUAUCCUAUUACUGCAACCUCUGCCUUCGUUUACGGAGCGUCACCGCAGAGAGACUCAGAGCACCAGUAGAGAAGCAACCAUUCCCACCUGUCAACGGGUCCUGUAAAAUUAGAAAUGGACGCCCACCAUGUUUGGGGCUUAAGACUAAAGUUGUCCUUUCACGAGUGAGAGUGUUUUUCGAGGAACUCAAAAAUCAGCUGGGGCACACGUGUCGUGGAACACUUCUUAACUCACCAACACAAAUGGCAGCUUUAGCAUGUGGCGUUUCAAGGCAUUUAGUGAGAAGGGCAGCGCAGGAAAGCAGCGAUUUAUAUAAGUGUCCUCGUAGAUUAUUUGAGUCUCCUCCCCCGCCCAAAAAAAGGCCAGAAAAAGACGAGAACACCACACAGAUGAUGUCUCUUAAAAAAUAUGGGGAGGAAUGGGGAGAGGUGGUCCGCCAUUUCGCCCUGAACGAAUUGAAGUCGGAUAUGAAUUUGACUGUAGAUGAUCUGCGAAACAGGCUCUGUACCGCUUAUGCUGGUUUUCCGAUCUCUUCGUCAACAUUGUACGAUUUUUUAAAAAUGCUAGGUUUUUCUUAUAGAUUAGAAGAAGGCAUAAGUUAUAUUAUUUUUACAGCUAACGAAAUUAAGAAUGAGGAUCUGUAG